UACAAUUUUAAAAGAUCUUGUCAUGAUAUUUAAUUCAGCAUCCAUAUCAAAUAGUAUUCUUUUAUGAAUUAUAUAGUUAACGAUUUAAAAGAAAAUCAAAAUAUUAAAAAAAAAAAGAACAAUUAUUGUUUUAAAGAAAAUAAGAACAAAAAUUUAGUGGAAAAGAGUUUGCGUAACAAUUCUAUUUUCAUGCGUGAUUUAUUAAAUGUAUCAUCAUAUGAAAAUAAUUAUUGGAUGAUAAAAAAAAAGAAAAAAGAAAAUGUAUCAUCAUAUGAAAAUAACUCUUGGAUGAUUAAAAAAAAGAAAUAAAUAAUGGUGGAGUGUGCUUUUAAUGGCGAUAUUAAUGCGGGACACAAAUUACAGAAUUGCAGCAAAAUCCCCUUCUCCUAAUUACUGCCAUCAACGCUCUAAUAAAUAAUCCUCAUUCCCAUAAUCCCCCACCCUCUCUUUAUUUAUUCCUUUUUAGUCUUUUUUUUUUCACGAACACCAAAGUCGCAAUCUCCUUUUCUAUUUCCAAAUAGUAUUGCGCAAAGCUAGGAGAGAGAGAGAGAGAGAGAGAGAGAGAGAGAGCUUCUUGAGCUUGAAGAAAUGGAGGAACCGCAGCCGCUGCCUCGAAUCCUAGCGCCAUGCGGCAGUGGAAGAAGAAGCUGUGGCGAUUCGAACUCGCCGGAAUUUGAGUUUUGGAUGGUCAGAAACCCUUCUUUUCCACCGCCGAACCUUCUAUCCGCCGACGAGCUCUUCUCCGAUGGCGUCCUCCUCCCCCUCCACAAUCUCAACCUCUCGAAUGAGGUUCCGCCGCGAGGGGCUGACGCAUCCGGGUCAGAUCGAGGCCCGGACCCCGAAUCCUCCUCUACGGAAUCGGCUGAAUUGUCGGCCAAUUCCUCGUUGACUUCGUCAAAGCGGUGGAGAGAUAUUUUCAGGAAAAAUGACAAGAAAAAUGGUGACGAUCAAAGCGUUAAGGAGAAAGAUAGCAGCGUUAAAGAGCGGAGAAGAGAGAAGAAGAAUGGUAGCGUUGGUGGCGCCGGCAGCUCGGCGGAGCUGAACAUUAACAUAUGGCCUUUCGCCAGGAGUAGAUCUGCCGGUAACAGUGGAACUCGGCCGCGCGCGGCGGCGGUGGCGACUCGGAAGGUGAGCAGCGCGCCGUGCUCGAGGAGUAACUCGAGGGGCGAAUCGAAGUCGAGGAAGUGGCCCAGCAGCCCCGGCAGAGGCGGAGUCCACUUGGGAAGAAGCAGCCCCGUGUGGCAGGUCCGCCGCGAAAAGGCUGUCAAGAAUGAGGGUCGACGGAGAGUCCCGGUUGCCGGUGCCUCUAAAGCUAGGGUUCUGAGUUUGAAUGUCCCCGUGUGUAUGGGCUACCGCCAGCAUUUCAGCUGUAGCAGCGAUCAGAAUAGCGCCGGAGCUGUCGUCGCCGCCGCUGGCCGACCGGCCGCCGGUGAUGGGGUACGUGGAACUAAUUUGUUUAAUAUUAGAAGCCUCUUUACCAAGAAAGUCUAUUGAUGCCUUCAAAACUACUACACUCUACACUUAGGUUUGGUGUUUAUUAAUCAAUUACAUUUUCUCCAUGCUUAUUUUUCCUGUCCUAUGUAAAUUAGUAUAUAGAAAUUCAGUCAUUUUCUG
This is a messenger RNA of Salvia miltiorrhiza (redroot sage), 1614 nucleotides long. RefSeq lists its product as uncharacterized. Bases 589 to 1494 code for a protein of 301 amino acids. The record is from RefSeq and is a predicted model, not a curated record. Lineage: Eukaryota; Viridiplantae; Streptophyta; Magnoliopsida; Lamiales; Lamiaceae. The transcript has a single exon.